This is a messenger RNA of Arachis stenosperma, 1914 nucleotides long. RefSeq lists its product as uncharacterized. The transcript is spliced from 4 exons. Lineage: Eukaryota; Viridiplantae; Streptophyta; Magnoliopsida; Fabales; Fabaceae. The record is from RefSeq and is a predicted model, not a curated record. The coding region runs from base 1 to 1914 and encodes 637 amino acids. Gene Ontology annotation, molecular function: zinc ion binding.
AUGAGGCCUACGACGAGCUAUGAUGACCUUGUGAAUUCUAUACUACAGAAACUUGGUCUACAAAGCAUGAAACGGGUUAAGAAGUUAUUCUAUCACAUUUCGAUCUCAGUGCUACAAGAAAUCGUGAAGUAUGAUUGUUUCAUGAUCGAGAGUGAUGAGGAUUUGCAGGUCAUAUUUCAUUGUCGUCGGCAGUUUUCCGAGGUUAGGACACCUGAGUUGUUGGCGAAAUUAGUUGAUGUGGUAUCUGGCUCGGGGAGUUCGAACAAGAAUACCCACAUUAUAGGCACCAUAGCCGGUUCUAGCUCCAGACCUGUUGGUGCAUCUUCGUCCGUCCCUGUGAAUGAACCUCCGGUCGAGCCUGUCGCCUCCCCGUCGUUCGCUGUUGAUCUCAACUGUAGUGGAGGCGGAGAGGUUGGAAUAGGGGAUAUUGAGCCGACUUCUUUACAGUGUGCCGCACCGGAUGGUCUGGACGAUACAUUGCUAGAUGAUGUUGACGAUGAUGAUGUGGAGCCGGAUAUCAUUGCUGAUGACAGUGGCGAUGAUAUUGGAGCGAGUGAGCCAGCUGGGGCUGAAGGUGGUUCUAGCUCUGGCACACAGCAGUACCCUCCGCACUUUUCAUCUUUGGACUUGGAUGCCAUGAGACAGGAGGGGGUUCCGGGAGAGCCUGCUGGAUUUGGUGCUAGAAAUGGCCAGGGGUUUGCAAGUCUGACAGAGUUUCAGGUUGGUCAGCAGUUUCAGGAUAAAGAUGAGGCUGUGUUAAGUGUGAAGACGUAUAGCAUCCGACGCGGGGUACAGUACAAGGUGGUGGAGUCUGACUAUCGCCGGUAUGUUGGAAAGUAUUUUGAGUUUGGGAAUGGGUGCACAUGGUUGAUUAGGCUAAGCCUCCGACAGCGCAAAGGUAUUUGGGAAAUAAAACGAGCUAAUGCAUCCGUCAGCAUCAAGGUGCUCCUGAAUACGACGGCGGCACACUUUGGGUUCAGGCCGAUGUAUAAGAGGGUUUGGUUGGCGAAGCAAAAGGCCAUUGCCCACAUCUUUGGUGAUUGGGAUGAGUCGUACAACGAGCUCCCGCGGUGGGUGUUAGGAGUUCAGUUGACGAUGUCUGGUACUGUUGCAGCAUUCCGGCAUUGCAAGCCCUUGGUGAGUAUUGACGGCACCCAUCUGUAUGGCAAGUAUGGGGGUACGUUGCUCGUCGCGAUUGCACAGGACGGGAACUCCAACAUACUGCCUGUUGCAUUUACACUGGUUGAGGGUGAGAAUGCCGAGUCCCGGUCCUUCUUUCUCUCCCAUCUCCGGCAGCACGUGACCCCACAACCGGGUCUGCUGGUUAUAUCAGAUAGGCACAACGACAUCAAGGCUGCGCUUGAGGCUCCCGAUGGAGGCUGGCCACCUCCAACUACCUACCGUGCAUUCUGUAUUCGACAUGUGGCAGCAAAUUUCGCCCUGACCUUCAAGGACAAGGACGCAAGGAGGCUUCUUGUGAAUGCAGCUUAUGCUAAGAUUGAGGUGGAAUUCGAUUACUGGAUUGAUAUUCUGCGGUCUGAAGAUCCUGCCAUGUGGGGUCAGGAAUCUCCCGGUGUGCUCGCUGGUGAAGGCUACUUACGGGAGGUUGGCAGAACUAUUUGUUCGCAAGGGGGAGAGGCAGAGGCCCAGUUAGGAAUCAGACAACAAUUCAGUCAACAUCUGGUGAAGUGUAUAGAGGCCAAUCUGAAGAUGAGGUGCUUCACAGUGACUUUGUACAACAGAGAUUACUUGGAGUUCACCGUCUCGGAGACGACUCCUACUGGUUCGUUCUCACUUGGUAGCUACAGGGUGUCACUCGAGUCUCAGACAUGUGACUGCGAAUAUUUUCAGGCACUUCAUUUCCCGUGUCCUCACGCCUUGGCAGCCGUAUGUCCACCAGGUGUAUCGUCUUAG